This is a messenger RNA of Procambarus clarkii (red swamp crayfish), 6051 nucleotides long. Lineage: Eukaryota; Metazoa; Arthropoda; Malacostraca; Decapoda; Cambaridae. The record is from RefSeq and is a predicted model, not a curated record.
GGCAAUGGGUGAGGUUCAGUAGCACAACCGGGCCCGCACGACCCGGACGUUCGUUGUAGACGCUCCUCCCUGUGCACGGCUUACAUGUCUCAAUAUCUCCACGGACUCGACUUGUACGCACGAUUGGAAAUGCUGAAGCAGAGACACCAAACACUAAAGUGGAUGUUAACGUCAAGUUCAAGGGAACUCUGAAGUUGAAAUACUAGCCACUGCUAAAGUACAUAUAUAAUAAAUCAUUAAUUAUUUUAUAUACUCGGAUUUGGACUUAUAGUGCGACGUGCUGUCCGUGAUACGUUAUCUGUGAUAAUUACUGAUAGUUUAUAAGGCUAUUUUUUUACAUACAGUAUAUAUAUAUAUUUGAGUGCGAGACACUUGUAUUAGAAAUUGUGACCAGGAUGUUGCUGGACUUUGAGCCGGUGUGGGCAACCAACCACCAAUGGGAGCAGGAUAGCGGGAGUCAAUCACAGUCGACGGAAGAAGACAAAACUCCCUCCUACCUGACUUCCCUGACAUCAGACGACGAGCCAACACGUUACGACCCAGUCCCACCAGAAGUCACGCCCUGUGAACUGGGCUUAAGGUCGUCCCAACAGCGUGCAACAUCAGGCUUCGGCGAGUUAGUGGAUACCAGUGAAGCAGUGAAGAGUGACUGUGGGUCCUCGAGCAUGCGCGGAGCUGACCCCUUGCACCGAACUGCAUCUCGCUUCAGCCGCCUUCACGAAGAAAGUGAAAUAGAAGGCAGCUUGCAAAGCAGUGACGAGGAUGACACUAGUCUUUCAUCCCAUGCAUCUGAAGCUUUCAUUGAUAUCGGCUUACAACCAGGGCAAGAUGACAACCCCUCACCUGGCCAACAUGAAGUCAAGAUGCUCAUCAAAAAGAUACAUUCCAUCAAGAAAAAAAUAAGGCGCUAUGAAGAAGAAUUUGAGGCUACCCACGGAUACCGCCCUUCACACAGCGAGAAAAUGAAGCACAGAAAAACUAAGAAAUACAUGAGUGAACUUAGCAUGGCCAGUAUAGAGCUCAAACAAAUGAAAGAUGAUGUUGAUGGUUUGAUGUUUGUACCCAUUGUGUUUCCAUUAUCACUUCUCCGGUGUCAAGAGUCGACGAACCCAAGUGUAAGAUCCAAUGGAACCGGGUCCCGUACUGCAGUCACCUUAAAACAUGUUGAAGACAGAUUACGAGAAAAGCGGUCGGCUUUAGGCCGGCCAGCUGAAUUACAGGACAUGAGUUCUGUGGAAAUGCAGGAAGAAAAAACAGACCUACAAAAGGCCCUUCUUUAUUAUGAGUCAAUUCAUGGACGACCCACAAGUCGGGAGGACAGAGACUUGGCGAGACCACUCUAUGACCGUUAUCGCCAAGUUAAGAGGAUUGUCAUGAGAGCAUAUAGAACAAGUGAAAAUCUUGCAGAAUUGCCUCCAAUUAUUGAACAUGUGGCUAUGGAUUUCACAUUAGCCUCACCUCAACAUCGCAGUUCCUUACAAGGAGAUGAAAUAGAAAAACUAAUACCAACAGCACCCACAACCCCUCCAGGCCUUGAAUCUCCACCCAUGUUUGAUCCUUCACGAACUGCAACCACUCGGAAGGAUGACCCAAAGGAUGACCCAAAGGAUGGGCAGCAGACAGUUGCACUCGGUGACCUCCAUGCUCUACCCCUAAGUGAACUGAGAGAAAGAAAGAAGGAAGCACGUGAAGAAAAGAAGAAAUUAAGACGGUCACUCCGAGAAUAUGAAGAGCAAUUUGAGAGAGAAAUGGGCCGUAAAGUGCAUAAAGAAGACAGAGGGCCCAUGGAACAGAUGUAUUUUGAUUACAAGCACACUAAGGCAAAGCUGAGGCUCCUUGCGGCUCUUCUAUCAAAACAUGAACCCCUGAAGUUCUCAAGGUUUGGCUAAAGUUUAAUCACCCUGUUAAGUCUCACACAGAACUUAAAAGUAUUUAUAGGAAAACCAAAUGAUGCCCUUUAAUAUGUAACUGAUUGUGUGACUGUAUUGUGUAAGAUUGGUAGGCACCUCAGUUGAAGUGAACUUGUACUGUUCUGGUGUGUGGGUAAUGCAGGAGCUGAAAUGUUAUCAAAAUUACCAAUAAGGUUGAGUUGAAGGAUCUAUAAUGGGUUACAAUUUGAAUGGUUUAUUGGGGCACAUUGUGCCCAAUUGGCACAGUAUGAAAGAGCAAUGCUUAUUAGACAAGAGUCAACAUCAUUAACGGUGAAUAAGUUGUUGAUUCAAUGUCGAACCAACACAUGUUUAUUUUAAGAUGUUGUUCCCACUGGGUACAUACAUUGGCCAAAAAUGAUGUAAAUAAUGUAAUUAUGAGAUGCAUGUAUUAAAUAUGAUCUUUUCAGUUUGAUCAGGUUAGUGAAUUGCAACAAGUUUGUGCACUUUGACAUUUUCAGGAUGAAAAGAUGCUGUUCAAUGAGAGAUUUGUCUGGUUCAUUUAGACUCAAAUAUACAAAGGCUUUCAAAUACAGAAUACUUGAACCAUAUAUAUUCCUUGUGCUACGCAUUAAGGAGCAUUACUGAGUACUGAGCGUGUAUGGAGUUAGUAGUUCGUUAAAUGCUGUGAAACGUUUUUUACUGUAUAUACUUAGCAGUAUGUGUGUGUAAGAAUUAAUGGUGAUGAGUGGUUUGUUAUUGUUGUGGGUGUACUUCAGGGUUUUGUGAUGUCACCUUAGUUAUAAAAUCUAUACAUGGGUGUAGUUAUGAGGGAUGCUAAAUUAAAAAUAUUAGAGAGGUGUUAACUUAGUGAUGGAACAGGUUUAAGCAAUGAAAGUAUGUCAAAUUUGGUGAAUGCUGAUGAUAUAUAUUAAUCUUCAUAUAUAUAUCAAUCUCUUUAGCAGAUUGAGAGAGCUAUGUAGAUUUAAAUUAGUUAUCGUGUAUGGAAGACAAAGUGAAUGUGGCCGAGAGAAAAGGAAAUUGUGUGAAAUAUAUGUGAAUGGUAAAGUGCCAAUGGUGGUAGAUCAGUUUGAUGCAUGAUUGCUAAUGGGUUGGUGGUGGUGGGCUAAAGGCCUAUCAACUGGGAAAGGGUGAUAAAGGCCACCACAAUGACUGACACCAGAAAGUCUACUUUAGUCCUGAACAUAGUUUAGGACCAAAGUAAACUGUGUAUACUCAAAGCAGGUUACACAAUCGGUGUAUAUUUGGUAUCAUAUGGAUUGCCAAUUGAUUAGUUUAUUUUCCACCACCUAUAUGGCCAGUUACAUUGUUAACCAUCAUGUAUAAUACUCAUAUUUUUAUUUAUACAAAAUAUUACACACACUCGCCUAUAUAUUUAAAAAACACUUAAUCACAUGGAGUAAGUUAUUGACCAAUUAACCACAUAGAGCAGUGACUUGAUUAAUGCAUCUAUAAUGGUUCUUCAGUUAUAAUGCUAAUCAAUAUCUACAGAUUAUUCAUUUUAGUUUGUCGUCCGUAGAAUGGUAUAGUUAUUUCUGUAUAGUUACCGAGCUCUCGCUCACAGGUGAUUGAAGUGUGUUUAAAUUAAAAUUUUCUUAUAUAUUGCAUAUGUUUUACAUAUUAAAUUUUGGGUACCAGUAGUGUUUCAGUAUUCAGUAAAUAUUUACAGUAUUCAACCUCUCAACCUAGAGGGUCUGGAAUUGUCGAGUAUGGGGCAUUCAAAAAAUAUAAUGUCCAAGAGAAAGUACGUGUUCACUUGAUUUGGUCUUGGUCUAUUAAGGCUACCACAGUAGUUUACUAACCACCGGAGGGUUAUUAUAAUCCUGAAUGUAGUUCAGAAUGCUGGUAAACCUUAGUACACACACACAGGUGGGGUACCCCUCUGUGUACCCCACCUACACAAUAUAAGCAAUGGAUAGGAAAAACAAGAUGGGAAUAGCUGUAACCUGAGGUCAGUAUGGAGUAGUGGGCAUCCAUCAGUCUCGGGAGACUAUAGAGUUGUGCUGUGGUUGUCAGUCUGGAGUGGCCUCUCCAGGGCACAAAUCCAGGGUAGGUUGAUAUGGGGAGAAGCUGUCACCUAAGCAGGUCUUCCCUCUCCACGGUGCUGAAAGUCUCCAAUGGAAAGGCAAACACCAAUAAGAUUGGUUCCAGUGCUAUCGCAGGAACUGUCAGAACGAACUGCCCUAGGGGCUCCAGCUCAGGAGAUGGAGCUCCUAGGGAGUAAUAGUUUCCAAUUUCUCAUACUGUACAUGGUUACAAGAUGGCGUGUGGACAAAUUCAGUUAAAGUAGGAAUGGACAAUCUGAGAAACGUGUCAUGGUGUGGAGAACAGGGUAUGGAAUAGAAGUCAGAAAUGUGGCGUGCAAAGUUAGUAAAUUGCAAAAUAAAGAUCACAAUGAGAUGGUUUGGGCAUGUUGAAUGAAUGAAUGAAUGUAGACUAGUGGAGUUGUAUUCAAACUAAUUAGAUUAUAUGAGAAGACGGUCUAAGGCGUGAGAAUAACACAGGACAUGGUACCGGACAAAUUUGGCUGGAAGCAGUUUGCAAGGUGUAAAUAUAUUUGUAAUAUUAACAAUUCAUGAAGCACGCAAGUACACCUGGUCCUAUAAAGCAGUGGGUUGCCACAGUGGAUGACUGCUGGAGUGUGCAGCCCGACCUUGCAUACAAAGACCCCAAGCUUGUUAAUCUAGCUGCCAAACCCCCUGUUUAUGAAAAGUGGUUUACGCAAAACUUACAACUGAUGUUCUGUAAGCACUUCCAGAACAAGUGCUUCACUCAAGUCCUCUGUUAAAACCACAAUUCUAUAAAUGCUUCACCCACGUACAGUUCUUCAAAUACAAAUAAUCUCCAACAAAACCUUAACACCUAACCUAACCUAUGCCUAGCUAUACAUAGAAUUUUUAUGUAUAAUAAUAAUAGUAGUAGUAGUAGGCACCUAUCAGUAGUAGGUAUCCAUCAAAAAUGUAUAAUAAUAAUAAUAAUUUAUAUGAGAACAAACCAAUGUUAAAAUUGAUGAAUGCGUCUGGGAGGACGGCUGCUGCUAUAAACAGCCUAGUGUGAGGGCGGGUUGGAGUGUUGUAGUGCUUAUCGGUGAUGCUAAAUAUAGUACUGUACUCUAUUGUAAAUAUAGUAAAUGGACAAAUAUACUGUAUAUAUAUAUAUAUAUAUAUAACAAAUAUAUACUGUAUAUGAUAUGAAUUAUAAUUUGGCCCUGGAGCCCAGCACUAAAUAGUUCUUAUUCAGAGCUUUUUUUUUUUACCCCAAAUUAUAAUAAUUUUUUUUCCACCCUGUGCUUAUCCUGUUUCCCCACUUGUUGGUUAGGGGAGUUAUAAGUAAUGAUAAUAUAUGCAUUAAGGUAUCUAUUUUCUAAACAGUGAUGUUUUGUCUUUUUGAAGUCUAAAAUUUCUGCUUUCUGAAGAAUUGCCCAUAACAAACUGUGUAGUAACUCAUUAAAAUAUACAAAAGACAUGCAGUAAUAUUCAGGUGAUUAAAAUGGUCUGGACUUGUCUGCAUUGAUGCUUCCAAAUAUAUUUUAUCCAUAUAAUUGCUGAACUGUGCUAAGUGUAAGGUACCUGAAUUUAGCAUUAAGGUACAGUAGCUGUUUAGACCAUGGGGCAUGAAAUCUUUGAAUUUUUUUAUGUAUGUAUGUUUUGACAACUAUACCCCUUGCCCUUUGUUUGAGACGUGUAUAAGUUGUUGCAGACGAUGAGUCACAAUAUCGUGGUUGAAGAAAUGAAGACUAAACCACACACCAGAAGAUAAGAUGACGACGUUUCGGCAUGUCCUGGAUCACUAUGAAAUUAAUUGUGUUGAUAUCAAGAAGACGGAAAUGUCGUAGUCUCCUCAUCUUCUGGUGUGUUGUUUGGUCAUCAAUAAAUUGUUUAAGGGCAUGCAGGACAGUGAAGAGCUCUCCUUGUGGUCUAUUACACACAAUGUAUUCACUUGGCAGUUAUACACUUGUUUUGUGAAUUUCUGUUUCCAGAUAUAUUUUUCAUGCUCUAUCUCUAGCACUUGUCUCUUUUAAUACCAAAACUUAUAAAUCAUCAGAUACCUGAUGCUGUUCUCAAAAUUUAUAUAUUUAUUUAUAAACUACAGUAUAACAUUAUGACUGUUUAUCAGACCAUUUAUGUACUCUAUAAAAUUUACAAUAAAUAUUUUCUUAUGC